Molecule: messenger RNA, 6040 nt
Organism: Lymnaea stagnalis (great pond snail)
Lineage: Eukaryota; Metazoa; Mollusca; Gastropoda; Lymnaeidae
Source: the annotation of a GenBank genome assembly
AUUUAGAAAACUACAUUAUGAUAAUCAUUUUUUUUUUUUUUUUUUGUAAUUUGUUUUCUUUUUUUUUUUUUUUUUGGAAAUACAAAUUUUUUUUUUUGUUUUUUUUUUUUUUUUAGAAAAUUACAUUUUAAUAAUAUUUUUUUUUUUUUUUUUUGGUAAGUGAUCUACUAUUUUAAUUUUAUUUAGGAAAUACAAAUUUCUAUGUUGGUUUUAUUUACAAAAAUAAUUAACAAAUUUACCCAAGAUACAUCCCUAUAUUUUUAUAUUUUUUUAUUCAUUAAAAAAAACAUUAAUCCACUCACACACACAAUUAAGUUUAAUUGAAUAACAAGUAAUAAUAUGUAAGACAUACCACUGGUGAGGACAGACACCUCCUUAAUAACUAAAGAACGCUUGAAGGAGUGACCCGAAUGUAUGCAAACACAAAUAACAAUUCAUUCAUACGUUUUUAGCCAUAAUUGACCACUGGAGUUCGGCAAAAGGGUUAAUUUUUUUUAAACAUCAAAUUAACAAUGAUGUAAAAUGUAUGCCAUCACCAUAUUUUGAUCUACACUACCUAUAACUGUGGUGGCUUUCUUUAGAUCAAUAGUGCAUGGAACCUUACAAUUGAAAUUAAAUGCCUUUAGACAUAGCUCUCUUCCCAUAUUUAAAAUUAUGAAACUAAAAGUUAAAAACGUCACAGCAAAAGAAUAGUAAAUCAUGUGUAGCAAAAUAAUUUUUUUUUGUUUACGUGAAAUAUCAAAGGCCAAAAGUUCAAAAAUUUUAUAAAAUUUAUAUGUUUCUAAAAAAUUUCAUAAAAUUAGGUUUCGUUUAGCAUCUGACCAAGUGUACCACUACAAAGCCACCUCGUUAUCAGUGAACACAAUAAUUCAGCUAUAGGAUGCAUCCAAUCUGUCUGUGGGGAUUUCUGGUAAUCUCAUGUUUAGCAGGUGGGUAUAGAGAUUGAAUAUUGGAUUGAAGGCUAAUAAAUCAAUACAAGAUGAGGAGACGCAACAACGUGGUGCCUGGAACACAGGAAGGAGUGCAUACUCUAUAACAGCGUUUCCCAAACUGUUAAGUUUCACGGACCCGUGGACAAGUUUCGAAACUGCACCAGGGACCGGUGCCAGAUUUAUUAAUUACAUUUUUUUUUCUAUUUAAACAUCAAUAUUCCAGCUUUCUGGACCGGUAACUUAAGGCUGGCGGACCGGUGCCGGUCCACCGUUUGGGGAACACUGCUCUAUAAUAAUAAUUUGCUUAAUUUAUCCACCAAUACUAAGUGGUAUUUAUUCUAUAUGCGUUUGUGUUCAUCUGAUACGUAGUACGGAGGAAGCAGGGAAUCUCAUUGAGAUAGCAGCGGCAUUCGUAAUGCGGCGGACAUCAUCAACUCUUUGUAUUAAAAAAUAAAAUUAAUUAAAGACAUUGCCAUAAACCAAUCAUAUAUAAUGUGAUCAAAACAUUUCAGAUCAUUGUGAUCUUAUUCUUCUUUUUUUUCCAACGUCCAAAAGAAAAAAAGAAAUGCGUAGGCCAAAAACAAUUAUUUUCAAGACUUUUGGUCUCUUCUAUAACUCGUUCCAGUCUUUAUUAAAUCAUUUCCGUACUCUCGUUGUCCAGUGUUCUUGGUUUCUCCUUGUCACCUUUGACAGACAGGUAAGAAAACACCUUUGACAGACAGGAAAGAAAACACCUUUGACAGAAAGGAAAGAAAACACAUUUGACAGAGAGUAAAAAAAACAACAACAUUUGACAGACAGGAAAGAAAACACCAUUGACAGAAAGGAAAGAAAACACAUUUGACAGACAGGAAAGAAAACACCUUUGACAGACAGGAAAGAAAACACCUUUGACAGACAGGAAAGAAAACACCUUAAGAUACGAUUCACUAAUCAGAUUGAUACUAAUUAAUCGAGCCCAAAUCCGUUUUCAUUCAUACAUUCCCUCGAUCCUUUUUCCCUGGCAAAAGUGUGUUAAGAAGCGCUGGGCCUCGUCUGGGGUUCCAACCUAAACGAAAUGUUUAGACAUAGCCUUGUAGCACAGACACUAUUGACAAUGGCCAGUCGUUUUUGAACACAACAUUCACAAUCACAAGUCAUUUUUGCACACAGUAUUCACCACGGCCGUUCAUUUUUACACACUGUUUUGUGCGACUCAAAAUCUUGAUAAAUGGUGAAAAAUCAACAUCUAGCAUGGAUACAAGGUUAUGAAUCAUGGAGAAACUAUAACAACCAGAACAAUGCUGAACGCUAGCAAACCGUCAUCAUUUGUGUUAUUAUUUGUGUUGUGCCCGAUUUUUUUGUACAGAAUAUACAAUUAAAAAAAAAACCUGAGCUUUUUCUUGUUUACACACCUUAAUUUACUGUUAAAAUAUUUAAGUUAAAGAAAUAGUCAAAUAUACAAUUGAAUAAGACGAUUUUCUUGUAUAAUAGCUGGCCAUUUUAGUGUUAAGCACGAAGUGCGUGGAGGCAUAAAUUGUUUCUCAAGGAUUAACUCACACUUUUUCUCCACAGUGACCACAGUUCUGUGCCAGGAUGAAGAUGUGGAUGAAAAUUGCUUUGAGAGAAUCGAAGAGUGCAAGAAAGUGGCAUUUGAUGAGGAAGAUGAAUUGUAUUGUUAUAUGUUUUUUUUUCUUGCUUACGUUAGUGUUAGAUAGCAGUUUAAGUUUAAGAAGAGUAGAUGGCUUUUAAACAAGAUUGCAUGAUAUUUGAAAAUGGCGAGAUGGCGACUGAACAAUAUUAUAUGUUAGUUAAGGAAUAUCUGAUGGUUUUUUAAACAAGAGUAGAUGGUGACAGAACAAAACAUAUGUAUUUUAAACAAUAUUUAAUGGGAUUUGAUAUAGAUUAGUUGAUAGUUACGAAAAGAGUAGAUUUUGGUUGAACAGGAUUAAAAUGUAGUAAGAUAAGAAUCGAUUGUGGUUGAACAAAGGCAGAGGGUGAUAAAAACAAGUGUAGAUAUAAGUUAAAUAAGAGUAUACGGAGGUUGAACUAGAUUGGAUGUGAUGUGGACAAUUUUAAAUAGCCGUUAAACAACAUUAGGUCUUGGCUAAACCUGAGCAUUUGGCGAUUGAACUCUUGUGUCUUCCAGAAAAAGGUCCCAAGAGCAGACGAGGUGCUUCUCGAGUUUCAGGUGUAAGCCAGGGGAAGACUCUAAACGAGAGGAACUGAAGAAGAGAGCUUCAGCAAGAGCCGAAGGUUAGUAGAUUCAAACGUUAAUCUUCUUCUACUUCAUGCAAGGGCACGCUUUUAGCAGGUGAUGAUGCGAGUUAUUUCCGUGCAACAGUAUAAACGGUGACGGAAUAAGACCAGCAUCUAUAUCAACAAUGCACAGCAUUUUGAUAAUAAAUCAAGAUGCAAGCGGUAGGCAUGAGAUUAAAGAAGACUUUAAAACACUUUGACAUGGUUGCAACAUACAGUUUUCAUUCUUAUGUAUUUUAGGAAAUAAUUCAUUAUCACCAGAUUUUAAAAUGUACUAAUUAAAAAAAAAACCACCAUAAAAUGACUUGGAACAAUUGUUUUUGUGUCAGUUAAAUUCCAAGAAAAAGAGUCGGAGCUUAGUCAUAAAAUGUCUUUGUAAAAAGGAAAUUGGUUUAAUUUGUCCACUGCUUUACAAUGCUGUGUUAAUCUCGAUUCAUUCUACCUCAGUUUCGUUUCUCUGUCUCCUAACACUAUACCUCUCCUUAUUCAUUUCCAACUUUAUCACAUAAAGCCUAACUCUAAUUGUUCGUUUGAUCGCACAUUUCCCUAACGCUAAAAUUUGCAAUGUUCAUUUAAUGACAUACUCACCUAGAACUUUAUAUCUCAUUGUUCUUUUCAUCCCAUUAUCGUUUAACGUUCCCACGUUGUUUCAUGCUUGUAUCCUAACGCAAUAUUCAGGUCUCUCAUUUCAUCAGUCUAUCUCAUUACGCCUCACAUCCCAUUGUUCAUGUGAUCACUCUUUCUCACAACGCAUCACAUAUACUUUAAUCUUUUUCUCAAAGUUGUAUGCCAUUGCCGUAUCUCAACGCAACUUCUAGCUCUGUCCCCUAUCGCCGCAUCUAACACUCGUCAUCAAUCUUGUCGCCAGAUUUCCUAAGUUCAUUUCAACAUCCGUCCCUCAACGCCAUAAGCCCCAGCUUUCAUAAAUUGUUGCCUAACGUCGUAUCUCCUAUUGUCUAGAAUGAUGUUUCAUUAUGCCCCACUUCACAUUGAGAAUCAGAAUGACUCCCAUCGACAAGCAUCCCAUUGUUCAUCAAAUUUUUUUCCUAAUGCUAGACCACGCUUUUAACUUUUCAUGCACCUGUUACCUAAGGCCAUACCUUUCAUUGUUUAUCACGCUUUCCACCUUACGCUAUAUUUCCCACUGUUCAUCACAAUGUCUCUUACAGCUAAACCUCCAAUUGUCCAUUUUGUCCCACUGCCCCUAAACGAUUGUUCAUGUUCAAACAUUGGCAUCUAGUGCUUUACAUUCCGUUAUCAUCACCACGUUCUCCUGUUGAUCCCCCUUGUCAAUUUCAUCACACUUUCUUCUAAACAAAACAAUCACAUUUGUUAAUUUCAAGACACUUUUUUUUUGUUGCCAUAACUCCAUUUCGACAUUAUGUUGUCUAUUAGUGCCAAAAAACCACCAUUAUUAAAUUUCAUCACAUUGAAUUUUCACGCUACGCUUCAAAUUUUUUAAAAUCAAUUUGUCUCCUUAUGUCACACCUCCCAUUGUUCAUUUCACGACGCUCUCUCUUAACGCCAUACCUGACAUUGUUCAUUUCAUCAGCCUGUCUCCAAAAACCAUAUCUGACAUUGUUCAUUUCAUUAGCCUGUUUCCAGACGCCAUAUCUGACAUUGUUCAUAUCACGACGCACUCUAUUAACGCCCUACCUGACAUUGUUCAUUUCAUCAGCCUAUUUCCAGACGCCAUACCUGGUAUUGUUCAUUUUAUCAGCCUGUUGCCUAGAAUCGUAUCUCACCUUGUUUAUCGUAAUUUUUCUUAACCCCAUAGCUCACAGUGAUUACCACAUUUUCCACUGAUUCAGUACAUCCCAUUUUCAUAACAAUGUGUCCGAAGACCAUACUUCCCAUAUUUUAUUUCACCUGUCUGUGCCUUAACGCUGUACUUAUCAUUGCUCAUUUCAUCAAGCUGGCUGCAAACGCCAUGCAUUGCUUAUCAACGUGUCUCAUAACGGAAUACAUCAUAGGUUUUUAGUUGUUGCUCUUUUUUUUUACCUAGAGUAAUGUAUUUUCUAUGGUUUAUCUAGCUAUGUCUUAAAGCCAUAACUUACAUUGUUCAAGUCGUGAAGGAGAGCAUACAUAAAUACACAACUCCCUCCCCCUAGACUGAUAAUGACGUAUCUCCCAUUGCUCAACAUGCUGUAACAUUUAAUCCUCCUAUCUCGUAACGUCAGACGUUACGUAGUUAAUCACACCAACGCCCCAGAUUCACAACGCUGUCUUCUUAUGCAGCGCCUCACAUUUUUUUUUUCAUUACACUGUCUCCUACCGCCAUACCUCUCAUUGUUCAUCAUGCCGUCUCCUACCACCGUACCUCACAUUUUUCCUUUCUCCACCUCUUAGCACCAUAAAACUCAAUUUUUGUUACUCUUCUUCUACCGCUAUCACUCGUACUGACAUUCACUGCGACCGCUCCCCGAAACCCAAAUCUAACUGAACAAUCUGUUGUUGGCACACAUAUAUUAAAGUUAAUACGUUUAAAAUUGUUGGUAUUUUUUUUUCUCUCUUCAUUUCUGAGAUUAUUAAGUGUCAUAAAAUCCACUUUAUUUUCAUUGUUUAGCUUUUUGGAGUCGCCGAUCAGGAUUUCAGCGACGCAAGAGUGAAAGUAUUGCCCCGGCCAACAAGAUAACCUUUCAGUUCAUGGCUGCCUGCUUGGUUGCAGUACUCUGCGUGACUCACUGCUGAAAGUAGCAUUGGUUACCUUUUUCUUCCCUCCGAUUCUUUCAACUUAUGUUUUCCUAGGCAUGUUGUGGAAGUAGUAAGAUAUACAUCUUACGGCCAAUUCCUUUUUAAUAAUAUUUGAUUAUGUUAAAAAAAUACUAUUUUAUUUUAAACAAGUUUUAAUAGCAUGGAAAUUAGUUAUC